AUGAUGAGUAAAGGUAAGCUCGCAUCAUGGGCUAAUCAAUGCCCUUGGGUCAUCUGUCAUUUGACGACAAAAAGGAGUUUUGCCAGUGACAAUUUAAGGUCACUGUCACUUCGUAUGAAGUCUAUAAAAUCUAUUCAAAAAAUUACAAAAGCAAUGAAGAUGGUUGCUGCAUCAAAAUUUAAAGGUGAUCAGAAAAGGCUAGAGAUCUGUAAGCAUUUUUCUACUCCUUUAACUGAUAUUUUUAACAGAUUAAACCAAUUAGAUAUAAACAUAAAAAAUGAAGAUUUAGCUAUAAUUGGUAUUUCAUCAGACAAAGGAUUAUGUGGAAGUGUUAACACAUCCGUUUCAAGAAUAUGUAAAAAACUUAUAGAGCGUGAAAAUGUAGGUAAUGAAAUUAUAAAUAAUAUUACACCAAAUAAAAUAUACGUAUAUGGGAUAGGAGAGAAAAUUAGAUCAGCCUUAAGUAGAUUACACAGAGAUAAAUUUGAAGUUAUUUAUAAUGAAUAUAAUAAAAUUCCAAUAAAUUUUCUUACUUGUUCAUAUAUAGCUGAACGAAUUUUGAAAAAUAAUCAUAGCAACAUAAUAAUUAUUUAUAAUAAUUUUAAGUCAGCUAUAUCAUUUGAUACCAAAAUUUUAAAUGUCUUCUCUCAAAAACAAUUAAAUAAAAUGAACAAAAAAGAAUUAGCAUCUUUUGAAUUUGAGCCAGAAAUUGAUUAUAUUUUUAAGGACGUGUAUGAGUUUUAUUUCACAUCUCUACUAUACAAUUGCAUUAUUCAAAAUUUAGCAGCAGAACAGUCAGCGAGAAUGACAGCCAUGGACAACGCUUCUUCUAGUGCUACAGAAAUGCUCGGGGCGCUGUCGUUAAAAUAUAAUAGGGCAAGACAAUCAAAAAUUACCUUAGAACUUAUUGAAAUUAUAUCGGGUGCAAAUGCUUUGUAA
This is a messenger RNA of Plasmodium malariae, 939 nucleotides long. Its product is annotated as ATP synthase subunit gamma, mitochondrial, putative. Lineage: Eukaryota; Apicomplexa; Aconoidasida; Haemosporida; Plasmodiidae. Gene Ontology annotation, biological process: proton motive force-driven ATP synthesis. The record is from RefSeq and is a predicted model, not a curated record. The coding region runs from base 1 to 939 and encodes 312 amino acids. The transcript has 3 exons. Gene Ontology annotation, molecular function: proton-transporting ATP synthase activity, rotational mechanism.